AUGAGAUUCACUUAUAAAGAUACUUGUACUAUAGCCACAGGCCUAAUUCUAACAUCAUCCACUUUUAUAAUUGGUAUGUUUUUCAACAAUUUCACCUAUGAUUUACAUGUUCUAUUUAGUAAAGACGCCACCCAAGCAACCUUUGAUAAUAGUUUAAGGCACUACCAAGCUCUGUACUAUAGCCAUCCAGCUUUUAAUUAUACUUUUUAUACCAUUGCUGCCAUUGGUUGCUUGGCUCAUGCUGUUAGACUUUAUAAACCAAAUCCUGAUAUGCAAACUUUUGAAUACAUCUCCCUUGGUUUGUAUGUUAUGGGCUUCUGCGUAUACUUAACUAAUAUCAGAACCGGUUUAGAAAGUAGUGUUAUUAGAAAUUGGGGGGAAGUCAGUGAAAAUCAAGGCUUAGCUAUUAUAGGUAGUAGUAAUAUUAUUCUUAUUAUGUUAUAUUUUGGUGUUUUAUGUUUACAAGCUGGUAUCUGGUAUACUGAUUGGGAUUACCAAUUAAGAUUAAAGGAGUAUUAUGCUCAAGAAAAAAAAGAACAAAACCAAAAAGAUAAGGCCCAAGAAAAGGAAAGCAAAGGUGAAAGUACCGCUACUGCUACUGCUAAUGCUGGUACCACAAAAAAAACUAGUAAGAAAGCAUAA
This is a messenger RNA of Saccharomycodes ludwigii, 642 nucleotides long. It is a transcript of the gene SHR3, whose product is annotated as Shr3p. The transcript has a single exon. NCBI's taxonomy places the organism in Eukaryota, Fungi, Ascomycota, Saccharomycetes, Saccharomycodales, Saccharomycodaceae. Gene Ontology annotation, biological process: endoplasmic reticulum to Golgi vesicle-mediated transport. The coding region runs from base 1 to 642 and encodes 213 amino acids. The record is from RefSeq and is a predicted model, not a curated record. Gene Ontology annotation, cellular component: endoplasmic reticulum membrane.